This is a messenger RNA of Puntigrus tetrazona (Sumatra barb), 1390 nucleotides long. RefSeq lists its product as uncharacterized. The coding region runs from base 15 to 947 and encodes 310 amino acids. The record is from RefSeq and is a predicted model, not a curated record. NCBI's taxonomy places the organism in Eukaryota, Metazoa, Chordata, Actinopteri, Cypriniformes, Cyprinidae. The transcript is spliced from 2 exons.
UUGUGAAAACCGAAAUGCAUCAUUUCUCUGAUGCAAGUACCUGUGGUUACGGUCAGUGUUCCUAUCUGAGAAUGAUAAAUGAGAAUGAUGAAAUUCAUUGCACUUUUCUCAUUGGCAAAGCCCGGGUCUCUCCUUCAAAGAUCAUUACUAUACCGAGACUAGAGUUAACGGCAGCUGUGGUAUCAGUCAGGAUGAGCAAUAUGCUCAGAGAAGAGCUUAACCUCACUAAUGUUGACGAAUUCUUUUGGACUGACUCAAAGGUGGUUUUGGGUUACAUAAAUAAUGACGCUCGUCGUUUUCACACGUUUGUAGCCAAUAGAGUUCAAAAAAUACGUCAAAGUACAGAACCUGAACAAUGGCUGUAUGUCCCAACGGAUGAAAAUCCAGCAGACAUUGCUUCUAGAGGAAGGACAAUAAAUGAACUGCUCUCAUCUAACUGGUUCUCUGGUCCCUCAUUCUUGUGGGAAAGGGAAAUAACAACCUCAGAUGUUGUGCUGGAUCUCCCAGUAGGAGACCCAGAAGUAAAGAAAAUUCAGACAUUACAAACGAAGACCACAGAAAGUAAAGAUCUUGUGGAUCACUUAUCCAAGUUCUCUUCUUGGUCUAAAGCUACCAAAGCCAUUGCACGUCUUCUGAGAUGGAUCAAGAGGGAUAAAGCAAGUUCACCGGCUUCUGUAAGUGAACAAGAGGAUGCUAGAUGCUGGCAUGCUCCAAAAAGGAACUUUCAAAUUGGUGACAUAGUCAUGGAUAUUGAUGAAACCUUACCAAGGAGUGAAUGGAGGCUUGGAAGGAUUACUGAGACUGUUCUGAGUUCAGAUGGACUGGUAAGAAAGGCCAAAAUAGCACUUGGUGACAAAAGACUAAACAAGAAAGGAGAACGAGUUCAUAAAACCUCAAUAGUAGAAAGGCCAGCUCAGAAGUUGGUCUUAUUAUUGGAAGCAGAGUGAAUGCAUCUUCAAAAGGACUUUAUUGCACUUGAUGCACACAAGAGUUAUAAGUGAAAUUAGUCAUGUUUGAGAAACAUUGAUAAUUUGGUGGGAGUGUAACAGGCUUUAAUAAGAGUUAAUUUUAAUUUAUUUUGUUUGGUGUUGCCUUUGUAAUAUUUAAUGUUUAAUGACCAAAUUAUUUUCGUUGUUUAUGGGGGACUUUUAUUUUGAAACAAAACCCGCUUUUCACAACGCACGGCGCUAAAGAGAAAAGGGGAAUGGGAGAGUGAACGCUUCAUGACGGCUUAAAACUCGUUCACGAAAGAGAUGUAACAAGUUUAUUUAGCAACCCCCCGAAAAGGCAUAAGCUCUUACGGUGAUUUCUGAAGACGAAAGGGAACAGAAAUAAAAGUCUGGAAACAUCAGUAAAAGUUUCGGCCAUCAUUCGGACGGGGUCCGCUACA